Messenger RNA from Hibiscus syriacus, 388 nucleotides. RefSeq lists its product as uncharacterized. The coding region runs from base 1 to 375 and encodes 124 amino acids. The record is from RefSeq and is a predicted model, not a curated record. NCBI's taxonomy places the organism in Eukaryota, Viridiplantae, Streptophyta, Magnoliopsida, Malvales, Malvaceae. The transcript has 2 exons.
AUGGCCAACUGCCCUUUCCUCACGAGCAUUUGUGAAUCGUGGGGGGUGGAGGAUAUGGCCAUAUGUGAUGCGGUGAUUGGGAAUCUGAUGAUGAUAUACGUGGCGGUGAUAGCAGGGAUAAAGGCGUAUAGUUUAGUGUUCGGGAGGAGCUUCGGUGGUGGGUUCCUGCUGAUAGCGUCGAGCACGGUGGUGGGUCUGAUCAUUGUCGGGGCUCUGGCGUGGGACGUCAGUCGUAAAGCCAAGAAAGCUAUAUCCGGCGGUGAACGUGAUUUUGAAGUGCAGGAGAUGUGCAAGGGUGGCAUAUGCUGGCACGGGGUGGCUGCUCGGUCCCCUGCUUCUCAGGUCCGGUUUAGGCUCCCUCAGCGAAUUCCGUAAGGCCCUUCGUAAA